CAACCGCACACGGGAAUGCUGCUCUGCAAGCUGAAGCUCGCCGCUCUGGCAUGCGCCGCCCUCGCCGCCGGCACACUCGCCCGCACCGGCACCGGCACCCAGCGCCUCGCCGUGCGCGACCAGACCGACGGCCUGCAAGACAUCGUCACCUGGGACGAGUACUCGCUCAAGAUCAACGGCACCCGCGUCUUCAUCUGGUCCGGCGAGGUCCACCCGUACCGCCAGCCGGUCCAGUCGCUCCACCUCGACGUCUUCCAAAAGGUCAAGUCCCUCGGCUUCAACGCCGUCUCCUUCUACGUCUUCUGGGGCAUCCACGAGCCCAAGCGCGGCACCCUCUCCUUCGAGGGCUUCCGCGACCUCCAGCCGUUCAUCGACGCCGCCCGCCAGGCCGGCAUCUACCUCAUCGCCCGCCCCGGACCUUACAUCAACGCCGAGACGACCGCCGGCGGCUUCCCCGGCUGGGGCACGUACACCCCCGGCCUCUGGCGCACCUCCAACGCGACCUACUUUGACGCCUGGCAGGGCUACAUGUCCGCCGUGCUCGACGUCGUCGCCAAGAACCAGAUCACCGCCGGCGGGCCCAUCAUCCUCGUCCAGAGCGAGAACGAAUACACCGGCUUCGCGUCGGGACACUCGGAGGACUUGACGUACGAGCAGGAGCUGCUCACCGCCAUCGUAACGCACCCCCAGCUCGUUCCCCGCACCUCCUGCGUCGCUCACCUAAGCUUCUCCUCUUCCCAACAGCGCAACGCCGGCGUGCUCAUCCCCACCACCUUCAACGACGCCUCCCAAUCCGGGCACUACCGCUCCGUCGACAUCUACGGCUACGACUCGUACCCGAACGGCUUCGACUGCUCGCACCCGACCGUCUGGUCCCCCUCCGCCGUCCCCGAGUCCUUCUGGUCCACCCACCUCGCCCUCUCGCCCAACAAGCCGAACGCGGUGUACGAGUUCCAGGGCGGCGCGUUCGACGGCUGGGGCGGUUCGGGAUACGACACCUGCGCCGUCCUCACCGGCCCCGAAUUCGAACGAGUGUUUUACAAGAACGAGCUCGCGAUGGCGACGACGAUGCUGAACCUGUACAUGAUCUACGGCGGCACCAACUGGGGCGGCAUCGCCCAUCCGGGCGUCUACACCAGCUACGACUACGGCUCGGCCAUCGCGGAGGACCGCACCCUGCGCGAAAAGUACUACGAACUCAAGCUCCAGGCGCACUUCGUCCGCGUCAGCCCGGCGCUGCUCACCACCCGCCCGCAAAACGUCGGCGCCGCCGCCCAGGGCGCGUUCACCGGCAACAGCGCGCUCAAGACGAUCCAGACGCUCGACGUCGUCGGGAACAAGACCGGGUUCUACGUCGUCAGGCAAGCGGACGCGUCGGCGUUCACCACCCAGAACUAUACCAUCGCGCUGCCGACGAGCGCGGGCAACCUGACCGUGCCCCUGCUCGGCGGGUCGCUCCAGCUCCGGGGGAAGGACUCGAAGAUCCACGUCGUCGACUACGAAGCGGGCGGCACGACGCUGCUCUACUCGACCGCAGAGAUCUUCACCUGGGCGACGAUCGACGAGCGCGACGUGAUCGUCGUGUACGGUAACGCGGGCGAGCUGCACGAGACCGCGAUCAUGUUUAACGGUACCGCGGCGCCCAAGGCGACCGUCGUCUCCGGCGGUCGGGCCGUCAAGCAGAAGGUCGCGAACGGCGCGCUCGUGCUGCAGUUCACGACCGCCGGCCAGACCGUCGUCCAAAUCGGCUCCGGCGCGCUGCUCUACAUCCUCGACCGCCCGACGGCGUACGAGUUCUGGGUCCUGCACCCCGCCGACCCGGCCCUCGGCGCCUUCGCCAACUUCACCACGUCCACCGCCCCGGUCAUCGUCAAGGGCGGCUACCUCCUCCGCUCCGCCUCCCUUUCCCAUGGCACCGUCCACCUCGUCGGCGAUUUGAACGGCACGGCGUCGUUCGAGGUCGUCGCGCCCGCCGCGUUCGGGCGGGUCACGUUCAACGGCGCGCCGUUGAGCGCGACGAGGAGCAAGUACGGCACGCUGAUCACGGCGAAGAGGGAGGCGCGGUUGCCGGCGGUCACCGUGCCAAACUUGUCCUCGUUGACCUGGAAAACCGCGGACAGCCUUCCCGAAAUCACCGCCGACUACUCGGACGCGCUCUGGCCCGUCGCGAACCACACGACGACGGUGAACCCGACGCAGCCCCAGACGCCCGGCGUCGUCCUCUACGCCGGCGACUACGGCUUCCACACCGGCAACGUCCUCUGGCGCGCCCAUUUCACCUCGUCCGGGUCCGAGACGGGCGUCGCGCUCUCCGUCCAGGGCGGCGCCGCGUUCGGGUUCUCGGUCUGGCUCGACGACGACGGCCGCUUCCUCGGGUCCUGGGUCGGCGAUAACCUGCACGGCGCGGCGACGGCCGCGUUCGCGUUCGACGGGACGCUCGGGGCCGGGGAGAAGCACGUGGUGACGGUGGUGCAGGACCAUAUGGGGUACGAGGAGGACUUUACGGCCGCGUCGGAUUCGUUCAAGGCCCCGCGCGGGAUCUUGUCGUUCGGCUUUACGGGCGGGAACGCGACCGUGGACACGUGGAAGGUGACCGGGAACUUGGGAGGGGAGGACUUUGUCGACGAGACUCGUGGUCCUCUCAACGAAGGCGGGUUGUUCGGUGAACGACAAGGAUGGCAUCUCCCUGGCUUCGACGACAGUAAGUGGGCGGAGGGCAAGCCGACCGACGGGAUCUCGCAGCCCGGGAUCAGCUUCUACCGCACGACGUUCGACCUCGACGUUCCCAGCGGCGUCGACUACCCCAUCGGCAUCGUGGUCACGAAUUCCACCACGAACCCGCAUUUCCGCUCGCAGGCACGUCAAACCGACACCGAUUUCUACGUGAAUGGCUAUCAGUUUGGCAAGUUCGUGAACCACGUAGGGCCGCAAAAGGUGUUCCCAGUCCCGGAGGGCAUCCUGAACUACCACGGGAAGAACACGCUCGCCGUCUCCCUCUGGGCACACGACGUAGGAGGAGCCAAGCUCGACAGCAUCGCGCUCGAGGUCCUCGCGAAGGUGGACAGCACGAGGGGGCCCGUGACGAACCAGCCGGCGCCUGCCUGGACGGCCCGCCCUGGCGCGUACUGAGCCCGUUCCGAAAAACCGCCCUUGUAGCGCCAAAGAAGCGGAACGAAUGUACGUUAAUUACAGGGUGUGCUCGGUCGGUGAAUGGACACGUUCGGAUAAAGACGGCAUGCGGCUGCGACUUCCUCAUGGUCAUGUGCUGGGGUACUGCUAUGCUCACAGCGCUCCUUCUCAGAAGUACCUGUCACCGAGCUCUGGGCCGAUCGCCCCGGGCCAACCACGAAGCUCGUCAAAUGAUGUUCGCGAGCCAUGUUCCUCCGUCGUGCAUUUUGCCGAGAAAUGCCCGCGAUCAGAGACGGUGUCCGCUCUCGGACUCGGUACUUGUCCUCGAGCACCGACGAAUCUAUAAGAUCAGAAAAGUCCGAUGUUGUUCAAACGGGACGCUUCAUCAUGUUGCUCGUCCGGCUGCUGGCGAGCGUGAGCGUCGCGUUGACAUGGUUCUCUUUGCUGAUUGCAGCUACGCGUCCUCGGAGCGGGCGCCGUCUCGUUCUCGAUACUCGGCAGGUUCAAACCGAUGGGUACCAGGACGUCGUCACUUGGGACGAGUACUCCUUGAUGAUCAACGGAACGCGCCUGUUCAUAUGGGGCGGAGAGGUUCACCCUUACCGCAUGCCGGUUCAGUCUUUGCACCUCGACGUCUUCCAGAAGAUCAAAGCCAUGGGACUCAACGCGGUUUCGUUCUACGUCUUCUGGGGGAUCCACGAGCCGAAGCGUGGAGAGAUCUCGUGGGAAGGCUUCCGCGACCUUCAGCCUUUUAUCGAUGCUGCGAUGGAAGCAGGGCUGUAUCUUAUUGCGAGGCCAGGUCCGUAUAUCAAUGCGGAGACCACCGCAGGAGGCUUUCCGGGAUGGGGAACCUACACUCCCGGCCUCUGGCGUACGGAGAACGCGACGUACUACGACGCUUGGCAAGAAUACAUGGCUCAGGUCGGCGGCAUCAUAGCCAAGAACCAAAUCAGCAACGGCGGUCCUAUCAUACUCACUCAGUUAGAGAACGAGUACAGUCUCGCGCAGGCGCCUUUGACCGAAGAUUUCACCUAUGAACGGCAGCUCAUUGAUGCCAUUCGGGCCGCGGGAGUGACAGUGCCCACAACGCAUAACGACGCCUGGCCCCAUGGGAGUAACGAUAUGGUUGACAUCUAUGGCUAUGACUCCUACCCGAAUGGCUUUGAUUGUGCGCAUCCGUAUACCUGGGCUUCGGAUGCAGUGGCCAAUACCGAGUAUUUCUGGGGCGCGCAUCUGGAGUAUAAUCCCGAAGAUCCCAAUGCGGUAUACGAGUUUCAAGGAGGAGCCUUCGAUCCUUGGGGCGGUUCUGGGUAUGAAAACUGCGCUGUCCUGCUAGGACCUGAAUUCGAACGAGUGUUCUACAAGCAUGAGCUGGCGAUGUCGACGACAUUGCUGAACCUGUACAUGGCAUAUGGUGGAACUAACUGGGGCGGGAUCGCGCAUCCCGGGGUGUACACUAGUUAUGAUUAUGGCUCAGCUAUCGCAGAAGAUCGUACCCUCCGCGAGAAGUACUAUGAACUCAAACUUCAGGCCAGCUUCAUCAGCGUUUCGCCGGCAUUUCUGACCGGCCGACCUCAAAACGUCAACGCAGCGCAGGCAGCAUUCACAGGAAACCCCGCUCUAACCACACAUCAAGUUCUCGACGUGGUGGGAAACCAAACAGGAUUUUACAUUGUAGCGCAAAAUGACACAUCUUCUACGACUUCGGUUUCCUAUCGCCUGACGGUGCCAAGCUCCAAAGGUAGCCUGAGCAUACCUCAAUUAGGAGGCUCCCUCACGCUUAACGGGAGAGACUCCAAGAUACACGUCGUCGACUACAGUGCGGGUUCGACCACACUACUGUACUCCACUGCCGAGAUCAUGACAUGGGCCACGAUUGGCAACAGGGAUGUUGUCGUUCUGUACGGCAAUUCCGGCGAGCUCCACGAGACUGCAAUCAAAGCCAGUAGCGCAGCAAACGCAAAGGUCGUCUCUGGCACUGGCAAUGUCAAACAAGCCAAUCGGAACGGAACGUUGGUGAUCCAGUACACAACCAGCGGACAAACCGUGGUCGAGAUUGGUUCCAGUGUGCUGUUAUACAUCUUAGAUCGUACUGAAGCUUACGAGUUUUGGAUCCUUCACACUCCGGGAACCGGUGCAUAUGCUGCGUUUAACGCUGAGAAUCCCGUUAUAGUCAAAGGCGGCUACUUGCUUCGCUCGGUUUCAGCAUCGGAUGGGACGCUCGCUCUGAAGGGUGACCUGAAUGGCACGACGUCUUUUGAGAUAAUUGCACCCUCUGCUAUCACGAAGCGAAUUACGUUCAACGGAGACAGUCUAUCGCUAACAAAAACAAAGUACGGGACAUUGGUAGCAAAGAAGAAUGCUCGCCUCCCUGCGGUCACGCUUCCGCAUCUUGCGACCGCCGCUACUUGGAAAACCGCCAACAGCCUCCCGGAGAUCUCCAGCGCGUAUUCGGAUGCACCGUGGACAACCGCAGAUCAUAACUCGACAGUGAAUCCCACGCAAUCUCUCACCCCUGUGGUUCUCUAUGCUGGCGACUACGGCUAUCAUACGGGCAAUAUCUUGUGGCGCGCUCAUUUCAAUGCGUCCGGAGCGGAACGCGGUAUCACACUGAAUGUUCAGGGUGGCUCGGCGUUCGGUUAUUCCGUGUGGUUGGACUCUUCCUUCCUCGGUUCUUGGGAGGGAAACGCCGUCAACAGCAGCUGGGAACAGACGUUCCCCUUCAAAUCGACGACGAUCAGAUCCCGCUCCACCCACGUCAUCACGAUCCUUCAGGACCACAUGGGAUACGAAGAAGACUGGACGUCAGCUUCGGACGAUUUCAAAACGCCUCGGGGUAUUCUCAGCUACUCCUUCGUCGGAAGCAAUAGCACCGUCGUUGGGACAUGGAAGGUAACUGGUAAUCUGGGGGGAGAAAGCUAUGCAGAUUCGGCCCGGGGACCCCUGAACGAAGGCGGAUUAUUUGCAGAACGACAAGGUUGGCACCUUCCCGGGUUCGACGACAGCAAAUGGGCUGCGGGCAAACCCACGUCCGGCAUCUCGCAAGCAGGUGUUGCUUUCUAUCGAACGACUUUCAGUCUCGACGUCCCCACCGGCGUGGACUACCCGAUAGGUAUCUCCAUCACCAAUUCCACGAGAACGUCCCACUUCAGAGCUCAACUUUAUGUGAACGGUUACCAGUUCGGCAAGUACGUCAACCACAUAGGCCCCCAGUCCGUCUUUCCAGUUCCGGAGGGUAUCUUGAACUACCAUGGAGAAAACACCCUUGCCGUGUCCCUAUGGGCUCAAGACGCGAGCGGAGCCAAACUAGAAAGCAUAGAUCUCCAGGUACUCGCCAAACUGGACAGCUCGAUGCCCGCUGUGACCAACCAGCCGAUGCCUAAAUGGUCCAAACGCCCGGGAGCGUACUAAGCUUCUCGGAGCUGCGACGACGCGAGAUGGGAUGGGUAUCUCAAUCGCUAUGCACGUGUGGAUGGCUUACGGUGGGGCAGUCAAGAUGCAAUCUUCCAAGGUUUGCUCUAUCGCCCUGUUUCUACCCGAUCCUCGUGCUACGUAACUACAUGAAACAAAC
Messenger RNA from Punctularia strigosozonata HHB-11173 SS5, 6700 nucleotides. RefSeq lists its product as uncharacterized. The record is from RefSeq and is a predicted model, not a curated record. Gene Ontology annotation, cellular component: vacuole. Gene Ontology annotation, biological process: carbohydrate metabolic process. NCBI's taxonomy places the organism in Eukaryota, Fungi, Basidiomycota, Agaricomycetes, Corticiales, Punctulariaceae. Gene Ontology annotation, molecular function: beta-galactosidase activity. Bases 3376 to 6540 code for a protein of 1054 amino acids. The transcript is spliced from 35 exons.